AACCCUACCAAAACCCUCAAAGCUUCAAACCUUUGGUUCUCGCUUUCUGAAAGAUGCCGUUGGGUGAUAAUUUAGGAGACAAAAGCGACUCCAGAUAUUGUGGAGUAGAGACUGAGUUCAAUGAUGACAUGCCUCAUGUUCUUUCAUGUAACGUCAAUGGCGGUUUUGAUUUCGUCGUUGCUCCUUUGAUGGAACCUGGAUAUAGGCCUAGUUUAAUCGAUAAAGCUAGCAGAGAUUCCACUGUGCUUCCUUUUGCUGGAUCAGACUUGGUUUUAAGCCCAUCACAAUGGAGUAGUCAUGUUGUUGGCAAAAUUAGCUCGUGGAUUGACUUGGAUUCAGAAGAUGACAUUCUUCGGGUGGAUUCUGAAAUUACUUUGAAACAAGAAUUAGCGUGGGCAUCUCAUCUCUCUUUACAGGCAUGUCUUCUGCCUACGCCUAAGGGGACAUCCUGUGGUAAUUAUGCAAGAUGUGUGAAUCAGAUUCUACAGAACCUUAACAAUAUGCAGUUGUGGCUUAGGAUUCCUCUGGAGAGGUCUGAUGAUGAUGAUGCUGUGAAUGGAACUUCUGACGGCAUGGCAGUAGAGCUUACUGACUCUUGGGAACUGUGGAAUUCUUUCCGUGUUUUAUGUGAACAUCACAGCCAGCUAUCAAUUGCCCUUGAUGUUCUGUCUUCGCUACCUUCUGCAAAUUCAAUUGGGCGUUGGUUUGGAGAGCCUGUCAAAGCAGCCAUUGUUCAUACUGAUACUUUCAUUACGAAUGCACGGGGAUACCCGUGUCUAUCCAAGCGUCAUCAGAACCUGCUGAGCCGUUUCUUUUACUAUUCAAUCCAGAUAGUGCUUUCUGGGAAGCCAGUGCACAAACUUUCUGGUGGGAACUCAGCGGCUGGUGCUGACCACUCUGAUAACUAUGCCCAGCAAGCCCAAAGACAUCCCCUAAGGUCAUACUUGGACUAUGUUGGCUAUUUAUAUCAGAAGAUGGAGCCCCUUCCGGAACAAGAACGAUUUGAGCUUGGUUACAGGGAUUUUCUACAAUCUCCCUUGCAACCUCUCAUGGAUAAUCUAGAAGCACAAACUUAUGAAACAUUUGAAAAAGACAGUGUCAAAUACAUCCAGUACCAAAGGGCAGUCAGUAAGGCGUUGGUGGAUAGGAUCUCCGACGAGAAUGCAUCUACAACCACCGUUGUAUUGAUGGUUGUAGGUGCUGGACGAGGACCUCUUGUUAGAGCAUCAUUACAGGCUGCUGAAGAAACUGGGCGUAAGCUUAAAGUUUAUGCUGUAGAAAAGAAUCCAAAUGCAGUUGUUACACUUCAUAGCUUGGUUAAAUUAGAAGGUUGGGAAAAUGUUGUGACCAUAAUUUCCAGUGACAUGCGUUGCUGGGACGCUCCAGAGAAAGCUGACAUUUUGGUCAGUGAAUUACUUGGUUCUUUUGGUGACAAUGAGCUCUCACCUGAGUGUCUUGAUGGAGCUGAACGGUUUUUAAAGCCAGAUGGAAUCUCAAUUCCAUCAUCGUAUACAAGUUUUAUACAGCCUGUGACUACAUCAAAGUUGUAUAAUGAUGUCAAAUUGCACAAAGAUCUUUUACACUUCGAAACUGCAUACGUCGUAAAGCUGCACCGCUUGGCCAGACUUUCACCAUCUCAAUCUGUUUUUACCUUUACACAUCCAAACUAUUCACCCAAUAGAAGUAAUCAGCGGUACAAGAAGCUUCGAUUCGAGAUGCCCAAUGAUACAGGAUCUACUAUUGUUCAUGGAUUUGCUGGUUAUUUUGAUGCAAUACUUUACAAAGAUGUACAUUUGGGCAUUGAACCAUCGACUGCAACCCCAAAUAUGUUCAGCUGGUUUCCAAUAUUCUUCCCGCUAAGGUCACCCGUAUAUGUGAAAGCGGGAUCUCCCUUGGAAUUUCACAUUUGGCGGUGUUGUGGCAAUACCAAGGUUUGGUACGAAUGGUGUGUGACCUCUCCGACAUCAUCUCCUAUUCACAACUCAAAUGGGCGUUCAUAUUGGGUUGGUUUAUAACCCAAACUGGGGAUAAGAUCUGGAUCCCAUGUUUGUAAAACGUUCCCGAGCAGACUCCAACAAUGUCUUAUAUGUAGCCGUUUUUCGGUAUGGUGAACUUUUUCCAUCUGGGUCCUCAUGUUUUAUAUGUAGUCGUUUUCAGCAUUGCUUGAAUGCCGACUCAGUUUUGCUCGUCAAGAAAUCGAAGAUCACCAUAAGGUAUGGUUUAAUGGAGAAUUUUUGUUAAAUUUAAAACAUGCCAAACUCAUCUUAUGAAGGCGGAGAUGUUAUCGAACUGUGAUCUGUAUUUAUAUCACUUUGUUCAGAGAAAGCCGGACUUAAUAUUUCUCGAGUUUUUAGAGUCAACUCGGUUGUUUUUUGUAUUUUUAGCUCAAAUAUUUUCUAGUGUAGGAACUUUUGUUAUGAAUCAACAAGUUGAUGGGUUCUUACAGUUUUUGAUUUUGAAACUAAAAA
Messenger RNA from Cynara cardunculus var. scolymus (artichoke), 2468 nucleotides. Its product is annotated as protein arginine N-methyltransferase 1.5. Gene Ontology annotation, biological process: peptidyl-arginine N-methylation; regulation of DNA-templated transcription. The coding region runs from base 54 to 2015 and encodes 653 amino acids. The record is from RefSeq and is a predicted model, not a curated record. Gene Ontology annotation, cellular component: nucleus; cytosol. Lineage: Eukaryota; Viridiplantae; Streptophyta; Magnoliopsida; Asterales; Asteraceae. The transcript has 23 exons.